Messenger RNA from Guillardia theta CCMP2712, 2365 nucleotides. RefSeq lists its product as hypothetical. The transcript has 2 exons. Bases 291 to 2249 code for a protein of 652 amino acids. Lineage: Eukaryota; Cryptophyceae; Pyrenomonadales; Geminigeraceae. The record is from RefSeq and is a predicted model, not a curated record.
CCUGAUUGGGACGGCAAUGGAGAGAUGACGCCAGACAGCACUUCGUGCUACGUGAUUUCUGGUAAACCAUCUUCGGACGUAAAGGGCGAGCACUGGGCCAACGGAGGUGUCUAUAUCACUGGAAAGGCGCAGAAGAAGGAUCUUACCUCGAAUUUCGUGUGCUAUGGUCAGAUGCCAGACGCGUAUAAAGUCACUGUUGGUGUCCCUGUAUGUGCAGCACUUCAGCAGAAUGUGUAUGAUGAAUUCAACUUUUUGGCUCAGUAUGACAAUGAUCCUCUACCAAACAAUCAAUGUAUGUUGCAGCGUACGAUGCCACAGGUUUUCUGGUUUGGUAUCACUUCGUUUCGGCUUCUGGUGACACUGUUGUUGAUGCGACACAAAACAACUUUAUAUUGACCCCAACAGCAAUUGCAUUUCUAGAUCCAGUGUUUGCGGGAUCGCGAUUGCAAGUGCCGCAGAGAUCUGCCUCUGAUCCUAUUCCAACUCAGCGGAUAGUUGGAUCUCCAGGGCCAGUAUCAACGUUAAGGGAAGGGUACGGCAGGAUUACUGAUUUCUACAUCUAUGUCACGGGUCAAAUUACAACCAACUCCGACAGCAAUUAUGCGGACUUUGGGGCAACGAAGUACCCAUUGUCAUGCAGCAGAGAUAAGACCGUGGGAGUGAAAGGAAUUUCCACCCUUUAUUUGAAUGAUGCUAUCUGCUCGGGAAAGUUAAGAUCCUUGUCUACGCUAUCUGAUAUUUUCCUGGUGAAGUAUUCUGGUAACGGGGCACCUGCAAAGCAAGGUGUGUCAGGGUUGUAUGGAAACAGUUUGCGCCAGCCCCAGGUUGAAUGGAUCAGGCGAACUGGUGGCGAGACCACCAGUGAGACAGCUUCAUCUGUGGCUGUGAAUGCGAUCUCAGGAGAGAUCUUUGUCAUUGGAUCGUAUCAGGCAAGUGCAGCAAGUAAAUAUCAAGGAUCCAAUAUGUACACAUCAAGCGCUCAGCCGUAUUUCCUCAACUCUGCUUCGUCUACCGUGCAAACGAAUCUUGGCUACAAUGGAGAUGAUAUCUUCGGUCUUAAGACUGCUGGCAGAGUGAACAGUCUUGGCUGCCCAAUGUUAAGAGCGUCUCCUGUGACAUCUUCUCAGGAAUCUCUCGGAAAUACUGGACUGCCUGAUUGCACCAUGUAUUCGCAUGCCGCUUCUACAUCUACUUGGACAGGCUUCGUUGUCACCUUUGACGAUGUUGGAACAGUAGAUUUGCGCCCCCAGUUGAACUACGCUACAGCAUCGUACACUGGAAAGGUCGUUCAGAGUGGCACUCAAGCUUCCCCGUGCGAUGGUAGUGCUGUGCAUAUCUUGACCAAUCAGGCAUGCGCAAACUCACCUCGAGGCUGCAGUUGUUUGAGCCUAUCGGUCACGUCUGCAACAGUAUCCUCCGCUAAUUCAUUGGAUGGCAUGAAAGUAACGAUCACCAAAGGAACGGGCGCGGGAUACACUGGAGUGAUCUCCUGCUCUACCACGUGCACCUUCGCUUACAAUGUGAUUCCAGCGUUUUCAACGGUUCCUGAUGGCACAUCCGUCUUUCAGCUUCGCCCCUACCAGGAAUUGUUGCCUGCGACUUAUACCAAAUCCUGCGCAUCAAAAAACAUUGGCUGCAAUGCUUAUGGAGUGAAGUGGGCUAAGACGAUUGGAUUGCCCAUCGGACAAUCAGCCAUCACUGUCGGUCCUUAUGGUGGUCCUACCAACUUGAAGAAUGGAGGAUAUGGACCAUGGAAGCAGGUUGGAAUGAGCACAUCGACGGCUGAUGUCUUGUACCUCGCACAGUCUGACGCAGUCAGGGAUCCUUUGUAUUAUUCACAGUGGAUCUUACAAAUUUCAACGGAUACUCAGGCUCCAUACCGACCAACUGCUGUUGCCUUGGUUGGAAACUUCACCCAACCUUCUACGGGCCAGACCAAUGGUGGAUCUGUACAGAUAUCUUGUUUGCAUUUGACGGGAUCCAAUUGCCCAACAACAAUUACUGCAUACCGAUUCACACAACAACUUUCAGAACCCACCGUUGGAAUUGAUACUGUAGCCAGUUACGAAAAUCGUCAGCAAUCAAGUCCGCAGAGUAUUGCUGUGUUGAAUUCAGGGGUUUAUGUUGCUGGUUGGUUCAAGGGAUUCGACAAAUUUUCGUUUGGAAUUGAAGGAGUUGAUGAGACUAUCGGCUAUCGAAGCGUCAACGACGACACCUGGGAAUCUUACAUGGUCAAAUUGUCCGACUAAGCUGCACAACUCUUCGGAUGAGAUGAGAUUGGGAGGAAGUUUGUAAUCUAUUCUAGAAAGCUUGAAUUUACCAUCUUUGAUACGUUUUGUUCAUUAAAGAAAUUGUUUGAUCCGGU